Bursaphelenchus okinawaensis is the source of this 2971-nucleotide messenger RNA. The record is from the annotation of a GenBank genome assembly. Lineage: Eukaryota; Metazoa; Nematoda; Chromadorea; Rhabditida; Aphelenchoididae.
AUGUUAUGUUACACCUUGUACACAUUAAAGAUACAACAAGUUGAUGUUACAGGUAGAUUCUCAAACGUUUUUGGGUUGUAGUUACUCAACCAAACAUAUAGUAUAUAGUUUACUAUAGAGAACAUGGUAUUAGAAGCCACCGAGCGUAGAUUGAGUGAUCAGCUUCGGAAUGCCAAAGACAUGGGCUACACGGAUUCGGAAGUGUGGGCGGCGUUGGAGUGGGUCAACAAGGAUAAUAAUGAUAAGGUAAGGGGUGGUGGGCUUGGAAAUUUACUCCCCCCGCUAUUUGGGCUUAUGAGUUUUACCCUUCCUACAAGUGGAGGGGGGGGAGUGAUUUUUGACUGAAGGGAUGAUGAGGCCUAAACUAUAAUAACUCUCCACUUUACAGCCAUUCGAGCCGUUCGAAUCCAUAAGCACCAUGGUAGAUGCUUUGAGUUAUAUUCAGAAGGAGAAGAAGUCAUCGACCGGUAGUUUUAACAGUUUCAAUUCGCCUGGCUUACGAUCUUCAUUGUCAAGGUUUCCAAGCUCAUCUGCCAUUAGUGGAUACUAUGAAAAGGAUUCUGAUGGUGCUGCUACUUUACCAUGGUAAGGGUAUCGUAUAGUGGGCUUUGAGGUGGGGCUAAGGUGGAGUCGAGCUAGGGGUAUUGUAGGGUAGGGAAGGGUAAGGCAGGGCUAUGAAAAGCAAGACUAGGCAAGGGUAGGACAGGGCAAGGCAGAGCAGGACAAGACAAGGGUAUGGUAAGGUAGGAUAGGAUAGGGUAGGGUACGGUAGUUUAGGGUAGAGUAAAGUAGGGUAUGAUAGGGUAGGGUAAGGUAGGGUAGGUUAGGAUAAGGUAGAGUAGGAUAGAUAAAAGAUGUCAUUUUCAGGUCAGAAAGGACCCGGAUCAAAUGUCAAAACCGUAGUAAGUUGUUUAGUGAAGGCCCUUCUUCAAUAUUUCGUACUGUAAAAGACUUUGAAACUCAUGGAGCUGAUAGAGAAGUUCAUAGGGUAGGUCUUGAACUGAAAAUUUGAGAAAAAAUAUAAUUUUAAAAUUAAAAUGGAAAUUUUUGAAAUAUAAAUUUCAAUUUAGUCCCAAUCCCUAAAAAACCUCCGUCGUCAACCUUCGUCUAAGUCACUGCAUCGUAGUUUGGAUCUUCAUCAAGACCACUCUUUUGGCCAUCAUUCGGCCAAAACCCAGGUCAAAAGUUCGAUCCAAAGACUGAUCGACACAUUCGAAAAUGAAAAUCGACGCCAUUUCGAAGAGUUUCAACAAAUCAACCAUGAAUUGAGGGUAAGUUUAGGACAGAACCUAUACCUACUUUUGUGAAGCGGUGAAGAAUAUUAAAACGCUUAUGAACCUUAUGGCCAAAGUUAUAUUAUGAUUCAGAAGUUAUGUCAUGUUGUAGUACCCUACCCACCUUAAUUCUUUCAGAGAAAACUAGAAAACAGUUUUAACGAAACCGAGAACUUGAAAGACAUGUUACGAUUGCGCGACGAGAAGAUAAGACAACAAGAAGUCAUUUUUAAAAACUACGGUGAAAUGGAAAAGCGAUUGGAAAAUGCUAAUCGAAGGAUUCAGGAUCAUGUAGGUUACCCUACCCUACCUUACUUUACCAUACCCUACCCUAACUUUAUAUUACCCUCCCGAUCUUUAUCUACAGUAUCCUACCAACCCUCGUUUUACUUACCCUACUCUACUGUUCGUUAUCCUACCCUACUGUACUCUGUCCUAAACUACCCUGCUUUUCCCUGCCCUACGUUAUCUUACCCUAUCUUAUCUUGCCUUACAUUACCCUGUUCUACUACACUAUACCCUACUCUAUUCUACCCUACCUUGUAAUACCCUAACCUACACUACCAUACCCUACUCUACCCUACUUAUCCUACCCUCGCCAUCUUUAUAUUACUCUACCCUAUCCACCCUAACUUUACAUUACCCUAGCCCACUCUACCCUACCAUCAUAUAACCUAAAACCAUAUAUUUCUAACAAAAAUGACCUUUUCCAGUUGAAAGACGUCCAACUCCGUGAAGCCGACAUUCUUCGUCAGCAACGUGACUACGAAACGCUACAGCGUCGGCAUGAUGCCGAGAUGAGGAAAACGGAAGAGGUAUGACAUUCUUCACAUAGUUUCAUAUCUUUCAAAACCAAAAUACAGUUUUUCAAAUUUGGAGGUCAAUUAAAAAUGGCAGUUUUAGAUAAAGAACAGUCUGAACGAUGAGAUUGCAAGGUUGGUGAGGGAAAACGACCGGUCGAUGCAUAUGAUGAGGGAAAUUGAUGAGUUGAAGGAGCAGGUAUGUUAACUUGCUGUUAUAUUUUGUCAUUUUUGGCCGUAAACACUUAUGAUUUUGGGCCAAAAUACCUUGUGAUGAUGAAGGUUCUCAUCUAAGUUUAUGCAAAUUUUUGUGUUUUCUGGUAAAAAAGUUCAUAGAAAACGGAAAAAACCUUUAAAAAAACCUAUUUCUAUUCAUUUUUGAGGCGAGUUAUAAUGUAUUUUAACUAUGAUGUAAUAUUUAUACUGCAGAUUCGAACAAAAGAUACCCAGUUGUCUCAACUCAACGUGGAUACAUCGUCUGAGGUUACUGAGUUAACGGCCGAAGUAAAUCGAUUAAAAGAUGAAAUUAGAGAAUUGGAACAAAGACAAACUCUAGGACCGACUUGUGGAGUUUGUAUGGAUUCUAGGGUAAGGGUACUGUAAUUUUUUGGGUACAAUAUUGUAUAGUAUAUGUUGGGUCGAUUUGAGGGUUUUUCUAUAUAGUACGGAAUUAAUUUACGCACGAUACUGUAGAGUAUUGGAUCGAGUUGAGUACGAUACUGUAUAGUACUCGUGCAUUUUAAUUCCAAUUUUUUUAAAAUCCUUACCUGAUUUUAGAGGGAAGUCAUCUUCAUGCCCUGCCUCCACUUUACUUGCUGUAAAAACUGUUCGGAUGCUAUGGAUCAUUGUAGUAUAUGUCGGCUUCGUAUCAUGGGCAAGAUCGAAUUUUUCCAAUAA